Messenger RNA from Suillus clintonianus, 1662 nucleotides. RefSeq names its product PUA-like domain-containing protein. NCBI's taxonomy places the organism in Eukaryota, Fungi, Basidiomycota, Agaricomycetes, Boletales, Suillaceae. Gene Ontology annotation, biological process: negative regulation of gene expression via chromosomal CpG island methylation; protein ubiquitination. The transcript has 9 exons. The record is from RefSeq and is a predicted model, not a curated record. Gene Ontology annotation, molecular function: ubiquitin protein ligase activity. The coding region runs from base 339 to 1499 and encodes 386 amino acids.
UUCAGAAAUGGAUGCAGACUACCAGAGCUCGCAUGUGAGCGAGUUGAUAUGGUGAUCCAGGUAGCAGCAGACGCGAGUCCAUAUCAGCUGCCAUCAACUGCGCUCCCGACAUGUCAUCGAUCCAUUCUCCACAGUCCAGUGGCCUAGUUUCGUCAGCAGCUGCCGCCUUGUCUUAUCUAGUCGCCGGUAGAAUCAAACCUUAGAAGAGGCGGCUCGUCCCAAGUCUGGCCUUUCGAAGUUCAUCUUUCAAACUCCGGAGCAGCAGCAGUCUAUGUAUACGAGCCUCAUGUUGGCUUCAUGUCCUUAUCCCCAUCAUCUUGACAGUCACCAACGACAUAAUGAACUACUCUAGCGCUCCAGAAUCACUCGGAUUCGAAGACCUCCACGGUAACUCGGGCCAGGAGAUGGAGGAAGAUCCAGAAGAAAGCACCAGUGAAGAGGACGAGCAGAUGGAUGAAGAUCCAGAAGAAAUAGCCAGGAGAGAGGCCAAGGAACUCAGGGCUAGUCGUGCCAGGAAAGAGGCCAAGGAAAUCAGGGCCCGUCGUGCUUGGAUGGCGCGACGCUUCGGGGAGAUUCCCGGGGUACCUGUCGGGACCACAUGGAGGACUCGCCGAGAGUGCUAUGAUGCUGGCAUACACCGCCAGUCUUUGGCUGGUAUACAGGGCACUAAGGCAAAGGGCGCUUUCUCGAUAGUUAUUUCAUGUUACUAUGAGGACGAUGAGGAUUUUGGCGACAAGAUUAUAUACACAGGUGCAGGGGGUCGCUCCUCCAAGUCCGGUUGGCCUACCCCCCGAGGCCUGCAGGUUUGUGAUCAGGCAUGGGCGGAUCAAGGAAAUGAAGCACUUCUUAAAUCUCGUGAGACAGGCAAGCCCGUGCGUGUCGUCCGGAGCUCGAAAUUUGUUUCUGAUUUUUCGCCCGUGAAUGGCUAUCGGUAUGAUGGCUUGUACACCGUUACACAUGCGCGGAGAGAGAUGAAUAAAGACGGUCUCUAUAUAUGUCGCUAUGACAUGGAGAGAAUCCCAGGACAACCACCCUUACCCCGGCGUCGCUCAAGGGCCAGCUCUUGCAUUGAGCCACGUUCAUCUCCCGUCUCCGUAGCCACAUCAGAUACUGUCUUCUCGCCCUCACGGGAAUCGAUCUCCCGUAAGCUCAAUGACUACUCCGAAGAUGAUCCACCGAUCUAUGCCAACGCGAGACCAUACAAGGAUCGCGGCUUUCACCGAGUGUCGUAUUUGCCACCACCCUCAUCUUCACCUGCUGCGCAGUCGUCAGCGCCAGCCCCAGUGACCUUUCAAGGGCCCCCCUCAACAGGUAGGUCCCUAGUGAGGGAUGUAGAUAUGUCCCAUCACUCAGAUGAAGAUGAAGAGCAAGAGCAAGGAGACUCAGACUCAAACCUCGGCUCUGGUGAGAAAGAGAAAGAAGACCCAGACCUCGAUGACUCCCCGGGGCCGUAUGUCUCAUCCACGUCGUCCUUCGGUACGAGUCAGUCACAGCUGUAAAAUGCCCAACGCAUCCCGUUUGCUUUCAGGACCAUCAUCAUUUAAAAUAUUUGUUGGCUGAUACUGCUCUCUAUCCAAUAUGUCGUUAAACCUGUAUCCAUCGGCUCCCAUGCUUUCGCUUUGCUAACCGUAUCUUGAUUUGAUGCAUAUGUGAUAUUACAAG